GCCCAUCCUAAUUAGAUCCACAACCCAUUCAUUCUCUUAACCAGGAAGCCCUACGCAGCUGCCUCUAUAUAUAUUAAGCAUUUUAGGGUUUUUUCGUUCCUACAUCUGGCGAACGCUAAUCGCCUGUCGAGAGAGUCGCCAUGGGGAGGAGACCAGCAAGGUGCUACAGGCAAAUAAAAAACAAACCUUACCCAAAAUCACGCUACUGCCGUGGUGUCCCUGAUCCUAAGAUCAGAAUUUAUGAUGUUGGGAUGAAAAAGAAAGGUGUUGAUGAGUUUCCUUUCUGCGUCCAUCUUGUUAGCUGGGAGAAAGAAAAUGUUUCGAGUGAGGCACUGGAAGCUGCUCGGAUUGCAUGCAACAAAUAUAUGGCUAAAUUUGCUGGAAAAGAUGCAUUCCACUUGAGGGUUAGAGUACAUCCAUUCCAUGUUCUUAGGAUUAACAAAAUGCUUUCAUGUGCUGGAGCUGAUAGGCUCCAAACAGGGAUGAGAGGUGCAUUUGGAAAGCCCCAAGGAACAUGUGCUAGAGUGGCCAUUGGUCAGGUUCUUCUUUCUGUGCGUUGCAAGGACAGCAACAGCCAUCAUGCUCAGGAAGCCCUCCGUCGUGCCAAGUUUAAGUUCCCUGGUCGCCAAAAGAUCAUUGUUAGCAGAAAAUGGGGCUUCACCAAGUUUAGCCGUACUGACUACGUGAAGUUUAAGUCAGAGAACAGGAUCAUGCCAGAUGGCGUAAAUGCUAAGCUUCUUGGAUGUCAUGGACCUUUGGCUAACCGGCAGCCCGGAAGAGCCUUCCCGCCCACCACUGCUUAGGCCGUCGUUUUCAUACUUGGACCAGCAUAAUUAUUAAAGACUGAAUUUGAGUGUUAUUUGUUUUUGGUACUGCUAAGAGUUAACUUCCGUUUGUGCGAACUUUUUAAGUGGAAUGAAUUUUGUUUUAUUUGUUA
Prosopis cineraria is the source of this 937-nucleotide messenger RNA. RefSeq names its product 60S ribosomal protein L10. Gene Ontology annotation, biological process: translation; ribosomal large subunit assembly. Gene Ontology annotation, cellular component: cytosolic large ribosomal subunit; ribosome. Bases 141 to 803 code for a protein of 220 amino acids. NCBI's taxonomy places the organism in Eukaryota, Viridiplantae, Streptophyta, Magnoliopsida, Fabales, Fabaceae. Gene Ontology annotation, molecular function: structural constituent of ribosome. The record is from RefSeq and is a predicted model, not a curated record. The transcript has 4 exons.